UGGUGUGCUAUAUAUUCCUGCUCCUCCCUGCAAUCUUCCUCUCCCGCACAGAGAGCAGGCAGGCUGCACUGGAGGGGUGUCCCUGGCUGCCAUGAAGGUGACAGGACUUUUGGUGAGGGCAGCUCUUGCCCUUUGCUGCUGGUUGGGUACUGCCUUUGGAGUUCAGCUUGACUGCAGCCAGUACUCCGGUGGCAUUACCAAGGAUGGGAGGUCCUGGGUGGCUUGCCCAAGGGACUUGAAACCAGUGUGUGGCACUGAUGGCAACACGUACAGCAACGACUGCGGGAUCUGCCUCUACAACGCGGAGCACAGCGCCAGCGUGGAGAAGGAGCACGAUGGAGAAUGCGACCCAAAACCUGUCGUGGUUGAUUGCAGUAAUUACCGUAGAGCUGUAGUAGAUGAUCACGUCCUGGUAGCUUGCCCAAGGAUAAUGAAACCAGUCUGUGGCUCAGAUAGCUUCACUUAUGACAAUGACUGUGGGAUCUGUGCCUACAAUGCAGAACAUGACACCAAUGUUACCAAAAUACAUGAAGGGCCCUGCAAAGAAUCUGUUGCUGUUGACUGCACCAGGUACCGAACACAAACCACUAAAGGUGGAAAAACCUUGGUAUUAUGUCCGAGGGACCUGAACCCAGUUUGUGGCACAGAUGGCACCACCUACGACAACGAGUGCACGAUCUGCGCCCUCAACGCGGAGAAAAGGACCCAUGUUGGCAAAAGGCACAGUGGAAAAUGCAGAGAGAAGACUGAUGAGCUUGACUGCAGUCAAUUCCCAGCCAGAAAGGUGAAGGGUGGCAAAGACCUGGUGCGGUGCCCCAGGAUCCUGCAGCCAGUGUGUGGCACAGAUGGGUUCACUUAUGACAACGACUGCAGCAUCUGUGCCCACAACGCACAACACGGGACUGAUGUUAAGAAAAGCCACGAUGGAAGGUGCAAGGAGGAAAGCACUCCUGUUGACUGCAGCACGUACCUGAGCGGGACCAAGUCCGGAGAGGCCAUCGGAGCCUGUCCCUUCAUCCUGCGCGAGAUCUGCGGGACAGACGGCGUCACCUACAGCAACGACUGUGCCCUGUGUGCCCACAACAUCGAGCACGGGACCCAGGUUGCCAAGAAGCACGAUGGAAGGUGCAUAGAAGAACCUCCCCAGCUGAACUGCAGCCGGUUCCCCAGGACCACGCUGAAGGAUGGCAGGGAGCUGAUGGCCUGCACCAUGAUCUACGACCCCGUGUGCGCCACCGACGGCGUCACCUACGCCAGCGAGUGCACCCUGUGUGCCCACAACAUGGAGCAUCGGACCAACCUCGGCAAGAGAAAGAACGGACCCUGUGAAGAGGAUAUUACAAGGGCUCUUUGCAAGGACUUCCAAGAAUUCUCUCCUAUCUGCACCAUGGAUUACGUGCCCCACUGUGGCUCUGAUGGCAAAACCUACAGCAACAGAUGUAUCUUCUGCAACGCCUAUCUGGAAAGCGGGAAAACUCUCAACCUCAUGAGCUUGGCUGAAUGCUAAGUCUGUGCUGGACUUCAGCCCAGGAAGACAAACUCCCUUCCACGUGUCUUCCCAUGGGCUGACCUUCCCUAGAAACAUCCCUUCAGCCUGACUUGUUUCCUUAGCUCCUGAAGCACUUGUUCAAUAAACCAACUUGGCAACGUU
Messenger RNA from Serinus canaria (Common canary), 1651 nucleotides. Its product is annotated as ovoinhibitor-like. Lineage: Eukaryota; Metazoa; Chordata; Aves; Passeriformes; Fringillidae. The transcript has 16 exons. The coding region runs from base 92 to 1507 and encodes 471 amino acids. The record is from RefSeq and is a predicted model, not a curated record. Gene Ontology annotation, molecular function: protein binding.